CGUUUCAAGAUUUUUUUAACAAUUUAUAGGUAUACUUGUUCAUCGACGUUAUUUCUCUCUUUCUCCUUCUUACUUUGUCUUUUUCCAUUCUCGCAGAAUGCGAACUCUGUAAAAAAUGACUCGAUCUCACUACUAUACCUUUCAUCAGCAUUCUCUAACUUGGAUACUUUAAGAAUUCCAGAAGACAUAUAUAUUUCAUCUGAUGAAACAUUCUCGUUGCUACAUUCUCGCGGCACGCGUCGUUUGAAUUACGGACAUAGUACAUACAUAUAUUUUACACAUACAUAUCUUUUGCGUGUGCAACUUCGACGCCUUCGACGAUUGCGUUCCAAAACUUGUUGGGAAGGAGUGUCAUGUCAGCGUUUUACCAUCGUCGAGCAUACGCACGCUUAUGAACGCGAGUAGUUGGUACUGUCGGUAGUCGGUAAUCGUCGACGUCGUUGUCGUAGUCGUAAUCAGUCGUGGUGGCUGGUUGUGGCCGCCGUCGCUCUGCGCAACUCUGCGUGGUGAUGUCCGUGAUGUGAUGAUUCCCCGACUUCCCCGAGCGGGAUGUAGACCAGUAUAAGUAUAGACUAUGACGGCGGGUGCGUGAACGCUGCGAGAUCUCAGGCUCCACUGGACUCCACGAGUUUGACGAGGAGUUUGGUAAUCGGGAGCGUCGCGUUGCAUAGCGUUAUAGUGUCACAUUGCUCGUCCGCGGAAGAGAGGGAGAGUGGGCGGAUCAACGCGUCUCAUCCGCGGGUCGAUGGUCGACAAUUACGCGUCUCGAUUUGACGGCUCCAGGAUCCAGGAUGCUGAGAUUCCUGUCGCGACGGCGGGCGCGCGGCGUCGGCGGCCAGACCGCCUCGUCGCAAAUCAAGAACCAGAGGUUGCCCAGCAACAAGAAUGUCGUGCAGUGCAGGGUGGUACUGCUAGACGGCACGGAUCUGCCUAUAGAAUUGUCGAAAAAAGCAUUAGCUAAUGACUUGUAUGAGCAAGUAUUUUAUAGCCUCGACUUGAUCGAGAAGGAUUAUUUUGGACUCCAAUACACAGACAGCAAUAAUGUCCAACAUUGGCUAGAUCCAACAAAACCUAUCAAAAAGCAAGUCAAAAUUGGACCUCCGUACACACUGAGAUUGAAAGUGAAGUUUUAUUCUUCGGAACCAAACACACUACGUGAGGAGUUGACACGGUACCAAUUCUUCUUGCAAUUGAAGCAAGAUGUUCUAGAAGGCAAGCUUCACUGUCCUCAUCAGGUUGCGGUUCAGUUAUCUGCUCUAGCUCUUCAAUCUGAAUUAGGAGAUUAUGAUUCCACUAUACACAGCGCCGCAACCGUGUCGGAAUUCCGCUUUGUACCGGGACAAACGGAGCAAAUGGAAUUAGAGAUACUGGAAGAGUAUAUCAAGUGUUCCGGUCUUAGUCCUGCUCAGGCGGAAUCUGCGUAUCUUAGCAAGGCUAAAUGGCUAGAUAUGUACGGUGUCGAUAUGCACAUUGUUCUUGGCAAAGAUGCCUGCGAGUACUCUCUGGGCUUGACUCCGACUGGCAUCUUGGUUUUUGAAGGCACACAGAAGAUAGGUCUCUUUUUUUGGCCGAAGAUUGGUCGUUUAGAUUUCAAAAAGAAGAAAUUAACGCUAGUGGUCGUAGAGGAGGACGACGAAGGCAGAGGCGAACAGGAGCAUACCUUUGUAUUCAGGCUCGUGAAUGAAAAGGCCUGCAAGCAUUUAUGGAAGUGUGCGGUGGAGCAUCACGCCUUCUUCCGCCUGCGCGCACCGGUUAAGGGCGCCAGUGGCCGCCAGAACUUCUUCCGUAUGGGUUCGCGUUUCCGUUACAGCGGCAAAACGGAAUUUCAAACGACGCAAUUGAAUCGAGCACGUCGCACUGUGCAAUUCGAGAGACGACCGAGUCAAAGGUAUGCACGACGACAAAGUCACGUUCUUCGCGAAAGACAACGUCAACAGCAACAGGUGGAGCCGCAGCCAUCUCCGUCUCCAGCCGAUGAAGAACCUUUGCAGCGCCAGCCGAGUCGAUCAAGUACAAAGUCCUCGGACUCCUCGAGCAUUCAGGGCACAUCGUCACCUUUAGUAGAUUCUCUGUUAAAAUCUCUCGCCAAAGAUCAACAACCACUGGAAGCUAGAAACCAGACGACAGCCGGAGGUAGCGAUAAAGAGUCGGAGCCUAUGAAGACCAGUUUGACAGUUGAAACUAUUGCCAAUCAAGUGCAGCUAGUACCUAACAAUCAAGUGGGUGGAACGUCAUCGUUACCCCCUCGAACACCAAUUCCGCCGGAAUCAUUAAAAUGUAACAUACUGAAGGCGACUCUCGAGCAGGGAAAAAAUUCGAAUUUGGUUUCUAUCACAUCUACGGACGGCUCUGGAAUAAUUGCAAAAAAAAAUCAACAUUCGGAUGCGGCAACUAUUGUUUCCGUGGGCGGUGAUAAACUGACUCUUUCUGUGAGUGGAGCAACGACAGCAGUGAAUCCUUCUGUGGAUGAUGCUGUUACUGUAACGCAUUUUUCGUUGGACAGCUGGGGACAGAUCGAACAAAAAACCACGCCGUUAAGCCCGAAAGUGUCGAACCAGUCGCAAAAUCCUUUUAAUCCGUUCACUAAUGAUACUAACAACGACGCGUCUAACACACCCGAAGCUCCCGAAGAAGAAGCGAAACCGGAGGACGACAAGAAAAAGAAUACCAAUCCAUUCAUAGAUUCGAAUCCGUUCCUGGGCAUACUCAAUCCCUUCAAAGAUUUACAACCGGUUACAACGGAGAAAAAAGUCGAGACAGAUGCAGAAAAAGUUGGAGCGCGAGUCGUUAAAACUGAAGAGAUUCAAACGACUACUACUACACUUACACACAAGGAUGAGAGUCAAGCGGCGUCGGACAUUAGUCCCUGGUUGGUAGCAGAUCCGUCGCAAAGUCCAGCACCUGAUCAAAUACCAACCAAGCAUACAGUAAUCACGAGAAAAACGGUAAUUACCACACAGUUAUAAAAUAUUUAUUUAAUAUUAUAAAGGGGAAGUAAUGUUGAUGUACAACACGCGAGAAAAUAGCACCAACGUAUUUACCUUGGUCUUCCUCGGGCUGCCUGUACAUCUUUCUUUUUUUACUUGCUUUACAAAAUUUGUGAUGUUAGUCAUGACAGUUACAAUUGUGACAAUUAAAAUCGGACAUGUAAAAAAUUACAUGUUAAAAAAUAGUUUUUAUGAAGGAAUCUUAAGUUGUACUGAAAUAUAAAAGCAAGGCUGCAUUCAGAAUCGGUGCACCCAGGUAUCAUUUUAUCCUAGUUUAACAUUCGGUAAACAAUAAGGAUAAAAUAUAUCUAAUGUUUCUGAACACAGGAAAGGCAUUGUUAAAAUGUCAUUGUUAGGAUAUUUUUAUGUUGGUUAGUAGAAUCAUUUUGUGCUGACUACGAACGCGUAAUGAAGUAAGCUUUCUGUUGAUAACAUCGCGAACAUUUCUUAAUUAUACGAUGCAUUUAUCUUAAACUUAUGUGUUGAUAAAACAAGUGUCCUUACAACCUGCCAACAUGUAUUGUAAAGUACGUAUGCGAGGUCUAUUCGCAUUAAACACACUUUUUAUGUUUAUUUUUUGCAAUUUUAUAUUCUCUGUACAAAGAACAAAUGUACUUCGUUUUGCUUUAAUUAUGUUAAAGUAACAGAGUGCAGCUAAAACGAACAGACCUACAUAUUUCGUGAGGCAACGUAUAUUGCUCGCGUCUAAAUACUAAGCCUAUUGCAUUUAUAAGGUAGCACUUUUGUAUUAGCAGCCAUUGUGCCUUCGAAUUUAACGUGCGAUGGACGAAUAAGCAAUUAUGCGAAUAUCAAAGACGAAAAAAUUAUAUUCGCUGUGACUGAUUAAAAAUAGUAUUACAUUCCUGUUAUAUACAAUAUCAUAUAAAUUACAUGAAUAAUCGUUAUGUAAGUAAAUUUGACCAAAACUUUUGAGAACACUUUUGUUGAUGGAUAAGGAAUUAUAGAUUUGCUAUGAUUAAUCAGGUCAACUUAAUGACAUUGAUUCUAUUUUUUUGAGAUUUGUGGAUAAUGUAUUUAUGUAUUAUAAUAAUGACAAUAAUCAAUAGAUGAAUAAGGAAUUAAUACGCGAAUCAUCGCCAGUCUUAGGUAAAGCACAAUUCGUGCUUCAAACAUAGCAGCUAUAAAGAUAUUCGUGUUUACUAUUCCACGCCUUUGAAAUUAUGAAAACGAAUUUUGUAUAUAUUUAUAUAUGACAGUGUGUGUGUGUGUGUGUGUAUACAUACAUAUAUAUACAUACAUAUAUAUAUAUAUAUAUAUAUAUAUAUAUAAUUAUUAUUAUUAUCCUGAGAUAGUUUUUUUUUGUAAUUUGUUCCUUUUUUCAUAUAUAUAUAUACACAUACAUACAUAUAAUUCUUCUUUCGAUAUAUGCCAUAAUUGAUACGCAUUAAAAUAGAUAUACCAUCACGUUAUGUCAUUAUUUUACAUAUAUCUAUGGAGGAUGUGCUAGCUUAAACCUGUAUGAUUGUAACAUUCCAUUGUCUUGUGUAAUGAGGACGUAGCCGUCGCUUUGCACUGAUAUGAUACGUUUUACGUAACACUUGAUACAAACAAUGCAUUUAAUUACAAGCGGGACUAUCCCUGUAUUUAAAUAGCAUGCGUUCGUUAGAAUGUAGAGAGGAAGCAUUUCUCCCCUUUAAUUGGUUCAAUUUUGUACGUUAUGUUUUCGUAAAUCUAAAUAUAUUAUAUACAGUGUUUAACAUUAUUGCAACGUAUUGUAUUUGAUUGAAUAUUUUAUUGUAUUUAAUGAGAAAGAGAGAAAGAAAAAACUGAGCGCAUAUAUAUAUAUAUAUAUAUAUAUAUAUAUAUAUAUAUACACACACACUAUAUUUUCAAAUCUAAUAUAUCUACAAUCAUAUAUAUUGAAUCGGAAUAAAAAUUCAAUAUUUUUUAAUAGGCCUACAGUCGUUGCUGAUGACCAAAUCGUAACGCUAAUUGAAAAUAAUCCACGAUAUAGAACAUCGCAGAGAUACUUCACGCAUUUCUGUGUAAUAUUUGUACACAAUCAUUUAAAUAACCAUGUACAAGUAUCUAAGCAUAUAUAUAUAUAUAUAUUGCUUUGAAUUUUAUUUAUAAAAAACUCUACAAACAUUUGUUCCGAUCCAGUAUAUAUCAUAUACAAUCAUAUACAGGAUGUUCUGCAACAGGUGGGAAACAAUUUAAGGAUAUAUUACUUAUUUUCAAAAUUAUAAAAAAAAUAGAAUAUUCUAAUCAUUUGUAUUAUUUUAUUUGAAAGUAAUACAAACAAUUAAGCAGCGAUUUUCUAAUUUAAUCAAAAACUAUUUUAAUAAAUAGAAAUAUGUUCUAAUGGAAAUAUAUUAGGAAAUAAUGAAAAAAUUUGAAUUUUUUAAAUAAGUAUAUAAAAUGAUUUAUAUAAAGUUUUACUGCGAUAUAGGGAUUAAUUAUUCUGUAAAUAAACAAAAUUUAUUUGCAGAACAGCUACACUCAAAACCACAAUGAAAUUUUGCAUAAAUUAUCUUGAAUACUUAAAAUAUUUGUACAGAAAAAUGGAAAUUUUGUUAUUAUUUUUUAAAUAUUAAUAUUAUAACAACAAAAAUUAAAAUAAGUAAACUAUACAUUUGUAUUGCUUAAUAAAAAUGGAAUGUUAUAAACACAA
Messenger RNA from Solenopsis invicta (red fire ant), 5622 nucleotides. It is a transcript of the gene yrt, whose product is annotated as band 4.1-like protein 5. The record is from RefSeq and is a predicted model, not a curated record. The transcript is spliced from 7 exons. Gene Ontology annotation, cellular component: cytoskeleton. Gene Ontology annotation, molecular function: cytoskeletal protein binding. The coding region runs from base 792 to 2966 and encodes 724 amino acids. NCBI's taxonomy places the organism in Eukaryota, Metazoa, Arthropoda, Insecta, Hymenoptera, Formicidae.